Molecule: messenger RNA, 1263 nt
Organism: Talaromyces atroroseus
Lineage: Eukaryota; Fungi; Ascomycota; Eurotiomycetes; Eurotiales; Trichocomaceae
Exons: 2
Coding region: 1-1263 (420 amino acids)
Biological process (GO): transmembrane transport
Cellular component (GO): membrane
Molecular function (GO): transmembrane transporter activity
Source: RefSeq, a predicted model, not a curated record
AUGGCCGAGGCCGAGCCAUUGAUCAUCGCUAGAACAGACUUGCCAGAAAGUCAAUACGAUUCUCUACUCGGUCAAGGCCACAGCGAACACAAUGACGAAGGACCGGCCGACGCGAUCAAACACAAAAGGAAGACUCUCUUUGCAUACUUGCGUACCAAGGAGUUCUGGACUAUUUUGCUGCUUGGACAGGUCCUAGCCAUCCUCAACACAUCCAGCAGUACCUUCACCUCGCUGCUCGAAAAACAGGGCACUUCCAUACCGGCCUUUCAGACAUUCUUUAAUUAUGUCCUUUUGAACGUCAUCUUCACCUCGUUUACAGUAUACAAAUACGGAUUCAGGGACUGGGUGCGAGUUACAUGGACUGACGGAUGGAAAUGUACUGUUUUAGACUUUUAUAUCCCCUCAAAGCAAUAUGAACUGAUUAUACUUGCAGACCUUUUGUUCGCCUUUUGCGACGUCGAGGGAAACUUCUUCGUCGUCUUGGCGUACCGCUACACGACUAUUCUCAGUGCACAACUGAUCAAUUUCUGGGCCAUCAUUGUCGUUGUUGCACUAUCCUACCUCGCCCUGCACGUGCGCUAUCACUACAUGCAAAUAAUAGGAAUCCUGAUCUGCAUUGGAGGUAUGGGAAUAUUGUUAGCAUCAGAUCGCAUUGAGGACCGGGACAACAAUGGACGUGCUGUAGAUGCAGUAAUGGGGGACCUCUUUGCUUUACUUGCAGCAACCUUCUACGGCUUCUCCAAUGUCGUCGAAGAAUACUUUGUGAGUAAGCGGCCCAUGUACGAAGUCAUUGGACAAUUAGCGUUUUGGGCCUCGAUUAUCAACGGCAUCCAAGCCGCGCUCUUUGAUCGCUCGUCAUUCGAGAAGGCCACAUGGAAUGCACAAGUAGCGAGCUACCUGGUCGGGUAUACGCUGUGUCUGGCGGGAUUCUACUCCACUGCGCCGCUGAUCUACCGCCUAGCAUCAGCAGCAUUUAUGAACCUGUCCAUGUUGACGGGAAAUUUUUGGGGGGUCAUUAUCGGCGUGUUUGUGCUGCAGCUGCGCGUCCACUGGAUGUAUCCGAUUGCGUUUGUCCUAAUUCUUCUCGGUCAGUUUGUGUAUUAUCUAGGUCGAAAUAUCCUUGGGGAAGCGCGAAAGCCCUGGCUAGGUCAGAACCAGGAACAGGGCGUGUCGGGCGUGUUCACCGCGAAGCGCACGAUCGAUGCAGAUGCAAAUACUGUCCUGCAGGAUGAUAUCGAUUCCAUCUACGAAACAGAAUGGUAG